Dentiscutata erythropus is the source of this 139-nucleotide messenger RNA. Lineage: Eukaryota; Fungi; Glomeromycota; Glomeromycetes; Diversisporales; Gigasporaceae. The record is from the annotation of a GenBank genome assembly.
AUGUCUGAAAAUAUGAUAAGUUCUGAUGAUGAUUUGGCUAGUUUAAAUAGUAUAACUGGUUCAAAUGACAGAACUAACUCUAAUAUACUUUCAAAUAAUAAUGAAAAUCCAAAUUCAAAAUUUGUCUGGCUUGUAAAAA